Molecule: messenger RNA, 3456 nt
Organism: Ostrinia nubilalis (European corn borer)
Lineage: Eukaryota; Metazoa; Arthropoda; Insecta; Lepidoptera; Crambidae
Gene: stw
Exons: 8
Coding region: 216-2498 (760 amino acids)
Molecular function (GO): copper ion binding; oxidoreductase activity
Source: RefSeq, a predicted model, not a curated record
CGCCUUCUGCCGGCGAAAGGUUUUAUAUACAACUGAAAUUUGCGCAGUCAAAUUGCUAUAAGUCAAAAUAUAGGGUAGUCGGACGGUCCACUCGUGAGUGCGCGUGCGACGGUUUAGUGCGUAAGUGCGUCCCGAAAACCGCGAGAGCAAAUGCUCCCGGAUUUAGUGCCUAUUUAAUUUUUAUCGAUUUAGAGGCAAAUACUUUUUGUGUUACCAUGGGGUGCAGUGCGAGAUACUGUUUACUGGCUCUAUCCUUGUGUCUUGUGACUGAGAAUGCGAUUGGUGUGCGAGUGAUGCCCAAACGGAAAAAAGAAGCCCUGAGCACUGCCGACGACCAGUCAACCUCAGCAUCAUGGUGGCAAGCAGGAACAGCGACUCCAUUCAGAGACAGCUCGAACACCUUCUCCUCCACCCACGGCUUGGUCCAGACACACCCGGGUAUCAAUGACCCCUUCGGGUCUUUCGGAAGCAUUGGAAGCACUAUCGGGCCGUCUUCCAACCCGUUCGCCCAAGCUAGCGGCAGCGGUCCGCUCAGUGGGGGAAUCAGAAACAACCCACUGCCUCCUCUGGCGAGAAAUGUCAAUGGAAAGACCACUCUGAAACAUUUGGACUUCACCAGCAGUGCCACAGCUGAGUUGAGGAGGAACCCAGCGUUGUCUGCUCCUGAUGAGUGCGCGAGAGCUUGCCGAGAGAACGAGCCCCCAAGGAUCUGUUACUACCACUUCACUCUUGAGCUCUACACCGUUUUGGGAGCGGCCUGUCAAGUGUGCACCCCAAAUGCAACCAACGUCGUGUGGUCCCACUGCCAGUGCGUAUUGGCCGAUGGAGUCGAGCGUGGUAUCCUCACCGCCAACAGAAUGUUGCCUGGACCUUCCAUCCAAGUUUGUGAGAACGACAAAGUUGUCAUCGACGUAGAAAACCACAUGGAGGGUAUGGAAGUCACCAUCCACUGGCACGGUAUCACUCAAAGGGGAUCCCAAUACUACGACGGUGUACCUUUCGUUACCCAGUGUCCAAUUCAGCAAGGAAACACUUUCAGAUAUCAAUGGCAAGGUAACGCUGGUACACACUUCUGGCACGCGCACACAGGUCUUCAAAAACUUGACGGUUUAUACGGUAGCAUCGUCGUCCGUCAGCCCCCAUCCAAGGACCCCAACAGCCACUUGUACGACUACGAUCUGACCACCCACGUCAUGCUGAUCAGCGACUGGCUCCACGAAGAUGCUGCUGAGAGGUACCCGGGACGUUUGGCCGUCAACACCGGACAGGACCCCGAGUCUGUGCUGGUCAACGGCAAAGGACAGUUCCGAGAUCCCAACACUGGAUUCAUGACCAACACACCUCUUGAAGUGUUCACCAUCACCCCUGGAAGGAGAUACAGAUUCAGAAUGAUCAACGCUUUCGCGUCUGUGUGCCCAGCUCAAGUCACGUUCGAAGGCCACAACCUCACUGUAAUAGCUACUGACGGUGAACCAGUAUCCCCAGUUCAGGUCAACACAAUCAUCUCAUUCUCAGGUGAACGUUACGACUUCGUUAUCGAGGCCAACAACAUUCCUGGAGCAUAUUGGAUCCAAGUGCGCGGUUUGGGAGAGUGUGGUGUCAAGAGGGCCCAACAGCUGGCCAUCCUUAGGUACGCCAGGGGACCCUACCAACCGUCGACGCAAGCACCGACCUACGACGUCGGCAUUCCACAGGGAGUAGUGAUGAACCCACUGGACGCAAGGUGCAAAAACCCAAGGAACGACGCCAUUUGCGUCAGCCAAUUGAAAAACGCCAGGAACAUAGACCCUGCCAUUCUGCAAGAACGUCCAGACGUUAAGAUCUUCUUGCCUUUCCGAUUCUUCGUAUACAGGCCAGAGAUGUUGUUCCAGCCUAACACCUACAACCGGUACUUAGUGGCCCCGUCUGGCGAUCAUGUUAUCAGUUUGAUUGAUGAAAUAUCCUACAUGUCUCCUCCCGCACCGCUCCUCAGUCAGUAUGACGACAUUAACCCUGAACAGUUCUGUAACGGAGACAACCGACCGGCGGACUGUGGACAAAACUGCAUGUGCACCCACAAAGUCGAUAUACCCCUCAACGCUGUAGUCGAAAUCGUACUCGUAGACGAAGUUCAAAUUGCAAACUUAUCUCAUCCGUUCCACUUGCACGGAUACUCAUUCAACGUGAUCGGUAUCGGCCGGUCGCCUGACCAGAACGUGAAGAAAAUCAACUUGAAGCACGCUCUUGACCUCGACAGGAGAGGUCUGCUCGAGCGUCACCUGAAGCAAGGGGACCUGCCUCCCGCGAAGGACACCAUCGCCGUCCCCAACAACGGAUACGUCAUCGUUCGUUUCAGAGCCAACAACCCCGGCUUCUGGCUGCUCCACUGCCACUUCCUCUUCCACAUCGUCAUCGGCAUGAGCCUCGUGCUCCAAGUCGGCACGCAAGCCGACAUCCCUCCCGUCCCUCCCAACUUCCCCACUUGCGGAGAUCACCUUCCCCCGAUCUCGCUCAACUAAUUAGGUUCCUAGAACAUUUUUCAGUUCUGUAUGUGCAAAAACAAGUACAGUAGUUGAUUUAUUAUGUUAACUAAGUGUAAAUUUAUGUUUGUUUUGUGUGAUGUGAUCGGCGAUAUCGAAGUGCUCGAUUUCGCCAUUUGUGUUUAUUUUAUAUUAGAAUGAUUCCAUGGGAGUUAAUGACGGUUUGUGAUUUUAUUUAACGAUGAUGAUGCCUAAUUCUUUGAGAUUACUCAAAUAUCAUUUAAAUGCCAUAUACGGUGAUAUUUUUGUAAUAAUAUUGAUGAUAUCGCCUUUAAUUCGCAUAAUGUCCUAUGAGGCUCUUUGUAUCGUUUCUUCUUCGCAUACCGAAAGGUAUUUUUCCACAGACUUUGUUCUGUAACUAACAACUUGCCAUUUAUAUUUUUUCACCAAGGAUAUUUAUUACGUGUAUAUAUUUAAAUCUUCCUUCUAACUGUCUAGAUGUUUAAGUUUGAACCUGAUACUAACCCAAUGCAUGCUUCAAAAUUUAGAUAACUUAGUGAAUGUAAAUAACUGAAUACUGCAAUACAUGUAAAUACACGAUAAUGUAGUUUGACUACACCGCGACAUUUUCCGUAACUUUUGAAGACUGUAUAUAACUAUGUGUAGAGAAUAGAAUAAUAUCUCCAUAAUAAUAUAAUGUUACCACUCCAGGUUACCAUUAUAAUUUAAGAACUAAGAAUGUAAUAUUAAUUCUACAAGUUAUGAUGAUGCCUCUAACCUAAUCUACAGAAUCUUGUUCUAUCAUGAAUUAUUUAGUCCUAGUCUAAGAAAAUGUCACAUACUUUUUUAAACAGUCAAUCGAACGUGUAUAAUAAUUAUCUAAACAAAGUAUUGCUAUGGCUGCUAUAACGUUAGCAGUGAAUAACAACAUUUUUGAUAUGGUCAAUAUUUUAAGGACAUUAAAUUUUUUAUACCAUUCAAUAAAACUUAUAUAAUA